Phlebotomus papatasi is the source of this 12052-nucleotide messenger RNA. RefSeq lists its product as uncharacterized. Gene Ontology annotation, cellular component: nucleus. Bases 5645 to 10351 code for a protein of 1568 amino acids. Gene Ontology annotation, molecular function: protein kinase activity; ATP binding. The transcript is spliced from 10 exons. The record is from RefSeq and is a predicted model, not a curated record. NCBI's taxonomy places the organism in Eukaryota, Metazoa, Arthropoda, Insecta, Diptera, Psychodidae. Gene Ontology annotation, biological process: protein phosphorylation.
UACGAUCUUAAGAUUUUUUUUCAUUAAUUUUUCAUUAAAUCUGGCUACAAGUGUACAAUUCUUGAAAGGAAAAAAACUUUAAUUCCGUAAAUUCACUUUUUCAAAACUAAUAACAAAAUACUUUUGAAAUAUAGAAUUUCAUAGUAUAAUAUUCAAAAAUAUUCUAUGGAAUAAAAUUGUUUGUUUAUUUUUUGAAAAUUGAUAAAGUUACUGACUUAGUGGCUGUGGGCUGCCCAAUUGUUGGUGAUAAAUUUAAAUAUCACAUUUCACGAUCAGAAAAUCGAAGAUAAACAUUGUGUUUUGUGGAAACUAUAGCAGUUUUCCAGCAAACGUUUCUAUUUUUGACUCAGCUGAGUAUUCUAAAUAUUCCACCAAUAUAUAUAUAUAAUUUGUAAUUCUUCCCGUUCACCAAGUUGACUCACAAUAAGAGUUAUCUUUGAUUCCCAGAGAUUACCCCACUUGAUCCUGGGUGCGGAUGCAUGUAUGAAAACAAUAUGUGAAUGAGAUCAUGUGUUUCAUUUUGAGGGAACACCAGUCAAGUGCGCACGCAGUUGAUUAAAGUCUUUUUUUUUAUAUAUGUACAUAUAUUUAGUCUAUCUGGGAGUGAAUGAGAUAGAAAUAGGGAGAGAAACAUUAUAUGGCGUAUAUUAAAUGAGAGCUUUUGCUCUAUAUCAAAAAGUUUAUGUGAUCGCGCGUGAUCGUAGGGAAAAUACAUAUAUAUAUAGACUAUAUAUGUUCUCUGAGACAGCCAUCCGGUAAUAUUAAUGAAUGGGGAAUUUUCAGUGUGAGAGAAAGAGAGGAAGAUCAUGAACGUCGUAUAUCAUGGGGAUAUGUGAAUUUUUCGGUUUUUUGGUGUACUAAGGGGGUGAUCGGGUUGGGAGAGAUCGACGGGGGAUCAAGACAUGCGCCAAUCCAUCCAAUAUGAGUGUAUGUUUGUUUUGUUGCAUAUGGAAAAGAGGAGAUGAGUGAGAUAGAGAUAGGAGAUUUGAGGCAUGUGAGUUACUCGCGGUAAGAUCGUCUGGCUAUAGAGAUUUUCUAUCUGUGCUCGAAAGCCUGUGACUGUUCGGCUUCUGUGACUAGCUGAUCGAUAUACACCACAAAGUUGAGUUUUUUUCUUCAUCGAUUAUAUUCUGAUAAAAAAAAAUAAUUAAAGAAAAAAGUUUCAGCAAUUGUUAUAACUAUUUAACCAAAUGUUUUGAAUAAUUUGUCACAUGUUCUGUUUUCACUUGUUAAUGUCAUAAAACACGACAUUGUUGGACUGUUUCUAAUUCAUUACUUGCUAAUGAUGAUCAUACCAUAAAUAUUAAAGAAAAAGAGACCAAAGGAUGUUGUGGUUAGGAUUAAGCAAGUGAUAAAGAAAGUAAAAAAAAACAUUAUAGAAAUAUUAAAUAAAUUUAGUGAAUAUCCUUUUUUUGUUGGAUCAUGCCACACUGAAAUAAUGAUCUUCAUUUCUGAUGAUCAAACCAUGAUCACAUGGAUUUUCUAUAUGAAAAAAAGUGUUAUUCAAAACAGUUUGGAAAAAAAGCGAGAAUACUGUGCUUCAAUCUCUAAUCUUUAUUUAAUGGUGUACUUGUGAUUAAAUCCAUCCAAAAAAAUGUACAACAUUGUUGCAACAUUUAAGAGAGAGAGUGAUCUAAAAAAAAUAUUCAAGUGAUCUAUUAGAAAUGUUUGAUAAAUUUAAAGUUGUGAGAAAAACACAAUGAAACAACUUGAUGAAAAUUUAGUCGCAUUUUAAAUGAGCAUUUCCUCUAUGUGAAGUAAUGAUAUAGCAAACAACAAGUCUGCGGAAAAUAUUUUCUGUGCCGAAAAAAAAUCUGUGAAUGAUCUUCUUUAAAGUGUUGAAUCCAUCAUGUUAUAUUCUCAAUAAUAAUAAUUGUACAAAAUUAAAUUGAUGAAUCACAUAAUUUUCACUGUGUUAUACAUAAAUGUUCAAUGCAAGUUAAAUGCUUGUAAAUGUGUGUGCAAAAUUGUAACGAUAACUCAUAUGUUCAGUGAAUAAUUUCCGUUUUAAAAUAAACUACAUACAUAAAAGCUUUUUAGACGAAGGGGAGGGCUCUCUUUUAUAAAAUUCAAUGAGAGAUUUUUGGUGUAUGGUGUUGAAAGACAUUUUUAUUGCAUUUGGAUUCUGCGUCAUUGAUUUUAAAUUUGACUCUUGAAAGAUUUUUAUUUUGUGGGAUGCUAAAUAAACAAAUCAUUUCUGCAUGAUGUCUCAUCUUGAAGGUAUAGAAACAACCCUUUCCACCACUUUAAAAUACAAUGGAAUACACAUUUUUGGUCAGAAGUCACAUUAGGGGGAAGUGGUGCUCCACCUUUGAAUGUGGGGCAGCUUUGAAAUUGUAAUUUUUCUCCUAUGUUUAAAUGGAACUGAGCCAUAUCAUUAUGCAUUUUAGCUUCAAAAAGGGUUUAUUUAGCUAAAUUAUACAAGGCUCAAAUUUGUUUAAAAAUAGGUGUAAAAUCCCAAUUUCAAAGCUGCCCCACUUCCCACUAAGCAAUGUGACUGUUUCAAUUCUUUUAAGCAUAAAAAUUUAUAAUUUCAAUAAAAUACACAAUUUUAGGUUCAUUAUAUUUUUGUGUAAAUAUAAAAUAACACAGUGUGAAAACGAAGAUAUUUUAACGCAAUGUUGACGGUAAUUUCACAUGGUAAAAGAGGUAACAAUGCUUAUUCCUUUUUUGUUUCUUUUCUCUCACAAUUUUUGCAAAUUUACACAAAUUACUUCGAGAAAAUGUGUAAUAUAAAUUUUGUGUAAUGGUUAACUGUGUAAUUGUAAGAAAUAAAUAGCAACAGAGACCACAUACACAGUUGUAUACAAAUUAUUACACGUUUUGUGUAAAAUAACACAUAUUUUAGGCACAAUGUUUAAAAAUUACAUAAGUGCAAUAAAUAUGAAGCAGUAGGGCUACGGCAUUACUUAUGGCUUGUCUAUACUCAUCGAAUUAUCGAAAUUAUUGUCAAAAAAAAAAUGAUUUCGAAGAACCACAAAAUCAUGUUGAGCAUUCAUAAUGCAACAAGAAUUCCUUAUUUUGUAGUUCUUAGGAACCAUUUCAUGACAAAAAAUUAAUAUUUGUACAAGGAGACCAUAAGUAUGGACGGACUAUAAGGACUAUAAGUAAUGCCCCAACAUUACACAAAAAUUACACAUUAAUGAACAUUAGCUAUGGAAAUCAUGGUAAAACUAAUGUUUUUUAACAGUGCAUUGAUAAAAUGACCCAAAAAUGAUCAAUUAUUAAAGCUUUAAAAAUUUUGUGUUCAAUUCAAUAUUCAAAUAUUACACAAAAAGGGAUUUACACUUUAUUUAAAGGGAUUGUGAAUAUGAAUUAAUUUUCGCUUUAUUUGGAGCAAAAUAAACUAAAUAAUGAAACUGUGGUAUAGAAAAUAUUAUAAAUAAAAAUUUAAUACUGUAUUUAUCAUGCAAAAAUUAUGUUUCCAUUUGGAGUACCGAAAAGUCUCCAUUUGGAACAGGUUUUCAAUUAGCUUAAUUUACCCUAAUUUAAAAUAAUAUUUAAUGUUUUGUAUAAGUGGUGGAAAGGGGUAUUAAUCUGGUCGAUAUGAGUACUUGAGCCUCUCUAAUGGAAAGGAAAUAGUUUCUAAAGGGGCCAAAUUGACUCAGACUGAUCCUGAAAAUAUUUAGCCUGAAAACAUUUCGCAGUAAAGAUUUAUCGCAAACUGUACUUGAUUGACAAAUGACUGAUUGAUCCUUUAGGCGGCAUUUAUAGGGGGGGGGGGGAGACUUUUGAUUCGAAACUGUUCUUUCGAAAUAAAAAUAUCUCACUGAGCUUUCUUACCGUGUCAUUUUGCCUACUCUCAGGCGCACAAAAUAUUGCAUUGAACUUUCUCUCAGUAACAAUUGCCUACCUUCUGGCGCAUAAAAUAGCACACUCAAGCUUUCUCAGUGGAAAUUGCCUACCUUCUGGCGUACAAAAUAACUCUUCGAAAGCUCAAUCCGCUGUUUUGUUAUUGAUAAAUAUAAAGUGCUGUCCGUGCAGAUUUUUCAAGGAUAUCUUUAAAAAUACCUAGUGUUACAAUGAAUUUUUUUAGUGAAUUUAAUUUUCAUUUUAAUAGAUUGUUUCUCUAUUUUUAAUAACAGUUACACAACACAAAUAAGGAGAAGAUCUGUUGAGUAAAGUCUCCAAAAAACGAAAUAUUGCUAUCAAGAGAACACAAGGUGUACUAAAGUACGAUGAAGGUUUUCAUAAAGUCUAUCUAUCAUGAAUUAUAUAAAAGAAAACUAAACAUUAGCUAUUGCAAAACAACUUCAUUAGUAAAACCUUUUCGGAUUGUAAAGUAACUGACGAUGUUUCCUUAAAUUCCUGACAACAUAUCAUAAAACCCUGCGGUGAGACGAGUUUGAUAUAAUAUCUUUUUUUAAUUUAUUUUUCAUCAACCAUUAAUAUUUACUUGGUAACCCUUUGACUUCUAUUAUAUUAUUGUCAAUACCACGUACCUCAAAGCAAGUUCGAAACGUUUCGGAAUAAAAUAGAAAGUCUGUUAGACUUUCUAUUUUAGUCGAGACACAAAUGGGAGAAUUAUAACAGCUAACUGGGAGAUUUUAUUCAGACACAAACCUCAAGGGGAGAUUUUCCAAGACUCGCCGGUGCAUAGCACAGUGGGGUGCAUUUUUGAAAUACCCUCAUUUAAAAGCAGGCUUACUGACAAAUUUUGCAGUCUAUUGAGAAUCAGCCUGAGUCUAUUUGAGCCCUAACGUUAUUGAUAAAACGUAUUUAGAAGAUCGGAUUGAGAGUCAAUAGAAGAUUUUGUUGGCUAAUCUUUUUAUAUAGUAAAAUAUCCUUUUGACAAAUAUUAAAAAAAAAAAAUAGGGUUCAUUCUUGGGUAGGUACAGCCAAGAAAAUCCACCCCAUAUCAUCAUGCUUGUUUUUCAUGAUUUUCGAUGAUCCUCCCGCCAAAAAAGAUCGAUUGACGAUCAUAAUGUUUUUCACUUGUUGAACAUGGAAAAAUCCUUGAUUCUUUUUAUACAAGAAAAAAACUUUUUUUAUCUUCCUUCUUGUGUAUUUUCACAAAAUUUAUACACAGUGUAUGUGUAUGUUAUAUUUUUGCUUCCCAAUCAUAUUGUAUUUUUAGCUUUUAAAACAACCACAAUCUCUAUGUGUUGAAGUAAAUGUGCUACAAAUUUAGAUAUAAACCGUAAGUGAGAGAUGAUUUUGGUGGGUACAAGAAAUGAGGGGGCAAAAGAGGGAGAGAGGUGAAGAAGUUGUGGAGGAGGGAUUUUCAGCGUUUUUCUUCUAACAAGUGAUCUUCAAUUUUUUUUUUUGAGAAGAAAAUCUUUUCGUGUGAUGUCUUUAGGGCUUUCAAAAAAAAAAGAGCAAAUGAAGUGGAAUGAUGAUAAUAAUGAUGUGAAUGCAAUAAAUUUGUCUUUCAUAUCAGAGUCUUUAGGUUUCAUCGUAUUCAUUUUGGUUAAUAAAUUUAGGGUGGUGUUUAGAGUCAAGAGUUUUCUCAUGAAGAGCGAAACUACUUAGGAAAAUGUGCUAGAGAACUCUUUGAAGGAGAAAAAGAAACUUUGAGGUAAAAAUAUAAAUAUAUUUAAAAAAAAACAGUGAGUGUGUGCAAUCUGUUCUGAAGAAAAAGGAAAAGAAAAAAAAACAGUGAAUAUAUACAAGAAAAGUGUGUUUUGGAAAAGUGUGGAAAACUAUGCAUUCAACCAGUUGGGAUGAAGGUACAACGAAAUGUACACCGAGAAAUGCUCUCUUUUGCUGUCACUCCCAACCAUGUCUCAAUCCAGAUGCCCCACGACUGUUGCCAGUUGAAUCCCAUGAGUCUGUGGCGAUUGUGACACCUCAGCUGAGGCAGCCAACACCAACAGCCACGAUUAAAACUCGAUCACCGUCACUGCCAACAUCGGCGCCGUCGUCGGCCAGCGCCAAUGCCAACAAUUUGGCGGGCGUACAGAUGCCGAUGGAUGGCGUCAGUACGCUUCAAGUGCCGAAGCAAUCCAAUCGAAAAUCUUCAAAUUCAUCCUGUGGAUCAACAUCAACCUCAGUGUCUCCGUUGGUUGUGAACGGUAUUGCUGGGCAGCAGUCGUCGCAGAAGUAUCAUAGUUCAAGGGAUAAGAAGCACCAUCACCAUAGGCAUCAUCAUCACCAUCAUCAUCACCAUCACAAUCGACAGAAGGAGGUGGAUGAGGCUAAGAAUAAGGAGAACGAAACAGUGACUAAUGGUGAGGCACACAAUGUGGAGGAGGAUGAGGCAGCAGCUGGUCAGGAGGACGUGAAGCCACAGCAAAAAUUGAGAAAGUACGUGAUAAAGAAGAUCACGAUUCGCAAACAAGACGGAAGUACCAGGAAGAUUAUUAUAAAGAAGCCUCUGGACUUACCCGACGCACCGUUAAAAUUGACAAAGACAGACAAUCGAAUGUCAACGUACGAUUUGGCGGAUUAUUGUGAAAAUCAAUUGAAUAUGAUGAUGUAUCCUACAAUGGAGUCACAUGUGGUGUCAACGGCUGCAGGCAAUCAGAAUGUGGCCGUAUGUUCGGCACCAAUAGCAUCUCAAGUGCCAAUGAGUCAAGUAAUAUAUUGUGAUAGCAGCAAUCAAAACUGUGGUAAUACUAGUAGUAAUGUAGGGAAUUUAAGUGGUGGAAGUGUGAGAAAGAAUAGCAAAGUUGUUAUAAUUGAUGGUGUUCCAAUAACAUCAAGUGAACCCAUUACAAUUGUCAAUUCAACGGAUUUGGAUGAUGAUGAUGAUUUAAUUGAUUUGACAACACCACCUGGAUCAACUGGAACAUCAUUGAGAAAUUGUGACAUGUACAAUGCAGAAAUUGACUAUAUGAAUAACUAUCUGAAAAGUUUGCCUAGCUAUAGUGAUUUGGAUAAUAAAACAAUCUAUGGAAGUAGUAGUGGAUACGGUAGUAGUCAGAGUAUCAAACAAGAUGCAAUUUAUACCCCAUUUGCUUACAAUUUAUCCCAUCCAGGAGGAGAUGAUGGAAUGAAAAAUGCCAAAUUAUCUAAAUCAAACUCCUAUCACAGUAUUAUGAAUAGUGGUGGAAAUUGUAUGUCGACAUUUGGGAAGAGGCAGGAUGGUUUUGGUUUUGCCAAUUCAUUUUCAACGGGAGGUUGUAUGCCACAAUCUAAUAAAAUUAGCCGUAGUACCUCUAGUUCUCAAAUACCUGUGUUCAAGCCUCAAUUUCCCGGAUCAUUUUAUCAGACAACAACACCCAAAGAGGCUCAUGAGCCACCACAAGUGUUUCAGAAGGGUAUCCAAAAGAGUAUUUCAUCGACAUCCUUUAUUCCCUACAAUGGUCCCCAAACACCGCCAACCAAUGGGAAUUCAGGGAAGAGAAUUCUAAAUGAUUUUUGGAGUGAAAAUGUCAACAAUAGAAGUGCAAAUAAAAAUAAAAUUGGUUGGAAUUAUGAUAAGAUAAUAUCAGGAUCUAGGGAUGAUCUACGAUGCAAUGGUCCUCCGGGGAAUCAAUCCAAACAGGAGAAUAAUUUAUCAAAUGGUCCACAAAAUGGUAGUUUUCAGUUACGUAAGAACUUCUCACACUCUCACCUCGAUAGGGAGGCAAAUUUGCGGAAUCUGUCGAAGGAAGAUUUGUAUAAAUUAGUUUGUCACGAGAGUCAACCACAAUUCGGUGUGAAGCAGGAAACCGCAAAGAGUACGGAACAAUUUAAUCCAAUAUCAAAGAGUAUUUCAUAUACCAAUGUACCAAUAUCGCAUGGGAAUAUGCCGAUGUAUGGAUCAAAAAGUUAUAUCAAUAGUAAGAUGAAUCUACCAUGGUUGACCACAAAUGUCCGGCAACCGGCUACGACACUUCAGCGACAACCGGUGAUUUUGUGCAAAAGUUCCUCAAAUAGUUGUAUAACUAGUCAAAUGCCAGCUGUGAAAGUGACAGAGUUGACAGAUAAAUCUAUGGGUCCAGCGAGGUGUCUUAUGAAGAGUACCUCAAGUUCUUGUGUCUUUGGGAAAAGAAUCGGUGGAGGAGGAGGAGGAGGAGAAGUUUUUGGUAAGGGUCCACCACCACCUCCUCCACCAAAGUCUGAAUCAACUUAUCAGCAAUUUGCUGCAGCUGUAACAGCAGCAACAUCUCCAUUGUGGAAUGAUUAUAUGUCUGGUGGUGAUAUCAGUUCGUCAAAUCGAAAGGUGCUACGAAACAAUGAUCUACUCCUGAGGAAGAGUUCGGGCAAUAAUGUGCCAACGACAGCAACAACAACGACAAAUGGUGCUCAACCAACAUGUGCAGAUAAUUUCUUCAUCAAACAAAAUAUCCCACAACCCAAUAAAGUCGUGAUCAAUUAUCCACCAUUCACAAAGAUCUCCAGCAUUCACAUCCCGAUAAAUGGUCAAUUGCCAUCGGCAUUCCAGUCAACGGGUGCUUCUGGUGGUGGUACAUCUUCUGGCAAAGGUGAAAAAACUGCUGGGACAUUAGCAGCAGCAUCAGCAGCAGCAGCGUCCAGUGUCGCCAGUGUGACUACACCACAGUCCACACCAAAUUUGCAUGGUAAUGAGGCGACGACGCAGAGAAUUGGUGGGACAACAAGUGUAAGAACGGAUUCUGGGAAUCGUGUGGCGACUGCGACGACGAAUGUUGUUGGGAAGUGCAGUGAAAAGAAGUUGGAUGAUAAAUUGGAUCAAAAUAUAGCGUCACUGUUAAAUCUUGGGACUGAAUGGAAUAAAUCACUGGUACAACCACCACCUCCAGUGACUGUGUCAUCAUCAUCAAUGUCUCAGCAGACCACGACAGUGGUGGUGCCUCCACAUAUAUCAUGUGGUGGUGGUGAGAAUAAUGUUGGGAAAAAAAUCACAUACACGGAUCUACUGUCGCAACCACCAUCAUCAUCAUUUGCAACUGGUGCAACGAGCAUUCCCACACUGUCUGACCACGAGAUACGCAAGGAGACCACGCUGAAUUUCUUUCAGCGUCCACCACCGGAUCAAUGUGGUGUGGGCAGGAAUACAAAUCAGGUUUCAGGUGCACCAGACACCCAAAAUCGAAUUCCAGCCAAUUUUAAAUUAUCCCAAUCCACAUCCAAAACCUCCUUUAUACAGCAACCACCUCAGCAAUCGGCAAUAUUUUCCUCAAAAGCCAAUAUCGUUAUUGAACCAUCAAAUGGACAUCCAAAGCCCAAACUAUGGUUCCCACCACCACCGCCACCACUACCUUCAGUCACGAUCCCAACACUUCAUCCACCGGCACCUGUUGAUGGAAGUGGUGAUCUUCAGUCACAGCCAAUUCCACAAAAUCUCCAUCUCAACAGUAGUGAUUUCAUGUCUUGUCUAGACAAUGAGGCCACGAGACCCCCAUCGAUCCGGGAUGAUAAGGAGGGACACUUGAUUUAUCACACCGGCGACAUUCUGCAUAACAGAUACAAAAUUUUGGCCACGUUGGGUGAAGGAACCUUUGGGCGUGUUGUUAAGGUCAAGGAUUUGCAGAUGGAUCACUGCAUGGCACUGAAGAUCAUCAAGAACGUGGAAAAAUAUCGUGAAGCUGCCAAGCUUGAGAUAAAUGCAUUGGAGAAAAUUGCCGAGAAGGAUCCAAAUUGCGAACAUUUAUGUGUGCGAAUGCUGGAUUGGUUCAACUAUCACGGUCACAUGUGUAUUGCGUUCGAGAUGUUGGGAUUGAGUGUUUUCGAUUUUCUGAGGGAAAACAAUUAUGAACCUUAUCCUCUCGACCAUGUACGCCACAUGUCGUACCAAUUGAUCUAUUCAGUGAAAUUUCUCCAUGACAAUAAGCUGACGCAUACAGAUCUGAAGCCAGAAAAUAUCCUAUUUGUGGAUUCUGAGUUCAAUACAACGUUCAAUCACAAGAAGAGCCGCGAUGUUCACUAUGUCAAGUGCACCGAUGUGCGUCUAAUUGAUUUUGGCAGUGCCACUUUUGAUCAUGAACACCAUAGUACCAUUGUGUCAACGCGCCACUAUCGUGCUCCAGAAGUUAUCUUGGAAUUGGGUUGGUCACAGCCGUGCGAUGUUUGGUCAAUUGGGUGUAUAAUGUUUGAGUUGUAUUUGGGAAUUACACUUUUCCAAACACACGACAACAGAGAACAUUUGGCUAUGAUGGAGAGGAUUCUUGGAGCUAUACCAUACAGAAUGGCCAAGAAAACAAAGACAAAGUACUUCUAUCAUGGGAAGUUGAAUUGGGAUGAAAAAUCAUCUGCCGGACGAUACGUGCGUGAUCAUUGCAAACCACUCGAGAAGUAUAUGCUGUCGAAGAGUUCAGAUCACGUGCAGUUGUUCGACUUAAUAAAGAAGAUGCUUGAAUAUGAGCCAAGUCAACGCUUAACAUUAGGUGAGGCUCUUCGUCAUCCAUUUUUUGCCAAAUUACCCCCACAUCAGCGGUUAGCUGACAAGGAUUUGGCAAAUUCGUCAAAUAGCAGCCGUGAACGAUCUCAUAGUCUCUCAAGAUGAGAUUCAGCACGAUUUGGUUAUUAUUAAACAAUUACAGUUGUAACUAUUCCGCCCUUCCUUCUACAAUCCCUCUCAAUUGUUCAGUUUGUUUUUUUCCCUUUUUAUCUCUCUUUCUCUUUCGGGGAUUAAUUUGUAAUUUUUUGCUCUCGGAAAUAAAAAACUAUUGAAAUUUUUCAUUCUUUGGGAAAACUCUGAAUGAGAAAUUUCAUAUUUAUUUAUUUUUUAUUUUGAUGAAUUUAAGAUCUUCUAUGCGUGACUUUUUUUACUUUGAUUUUUUCUUGUAUUUAUUUUACUAAAGAGACGCACAAGAAAUAGCAGAAAAAAUCCGCAUAUGGUUUUUCUUUGAAAAUAUUUGCUCUAAGCUAGAGUACUCUAGCCUAGAGAGAAAUAUUACAGAGUGCAGAAAAUCCAAGGAGGGAUAAAAAGGGAAAUUUUGUGAAGGAAAGAAAAUGGUCCACUGUAGAAUUUUUUGGUUAUUUCUUUUUUGUGAAGCGGGUUUUCCAACGUGGAAAAAUAAAUUAUGCAUCAGAGCAAAUAAAAAAAGUUCACGUUUAACGAAAAGAAAGGAAAAAACGAUCCGCAAUUUCUUUUUUUUUUUUUGGAAAUAAAGAAAAAAGAAAAGUUAAAUUUUUUUGUAAUCCAACGGAACGGAGAAUAAAACAUAUUGGGGAGAAACGUGUAAAAAAAAGAGCAUAGAGAUAUAUUUCUAUGGAGGCGAAAAGCUACAAUGUGGGAGUUAAUUGAUUAAUGAUAAACCAAAUCGUAGAUCCGGAAAAUUUAUAAUAAAUGAAAACCUUUAAUUUAAUUGUGUAAAACUGAAUGAUAAAACUGAUAUUUCAAAUUUUUCCAAUUUUUAUUUAGCAUUAUUUCUAUUUGUUUUUCUUUCUGUAAUCUUAUUUUUUUCUUUUUCUUUGCAAAAAAAGAAAAAUGUCAAACAAAAUUUCUUAUUUUGUGUCCUAUAUUUUUUCGAUUUAGGUUUUACUAUGUUAUUUUUUAUUUAGUCCUCACUGUUUUCCUAAGACACUUUCCUAUCUGUCUUUUUAAUUUUUUUUGCUGACUUUGAAAAAAAAAGAACUUUGUCAUAAUAGUGAAAAGUGUCUCUUAAUUUUUAAAGAACAAUUUUACCUGUAGAUGACAAAAAAACAAUGAUUAUAGAAAAAAGUCAAGAAGGAGAGUAACAAUUAAAGUGGUAUUCAAUUAAAAUUAAGAGUUUUUUGAAUUUAUCUGAAGGAGCGAAAAAAAAAUUUAAAGCAAAAAUUUCAGAAGAUUAUUCUUUUGAUAUUUGAUUUUGAUGUUUUAUUUUGUAAUGAAGCAUAGAUUUUAUUUACAAAAAAAAACUACUGAAAACCACAAAAGUAAAAAUAGUUGAAAUAGAAAAUCACAAAUUCUUAUGUGAUUAAUUCUGUCUCACUGCAGAACAAAAAAAAAAGAAUUUGUUAAAAUGUAAAAAAAAAUAAACAAAUUCUAAAAAAAUGAGAAAUAAAGAUUCCUAGAUAAUUUCUAGACAAAAAAAAACAAGAAAAUCACCUAUAAUCUAUGCAUAAAUUAAUUUACAAUGAUGAACAUAAUGAAAAAUUAUUAUAAUGAUGAUGAUUGUUUAAGAAGGAUUACCUAGAAAUAAAUGAAAAAAGAGUUGUGAAAAUAUUCUAAUUUUGAGCAAAAAAAAAACUUGUUCUGCCGUAAAAUAUUUUUGCCAGUAAA